Molecule: messenger RNA, 2824 nt
Organism: Chiloscyllium plagiosum (whitespotted bambooshark)
Lineage: Eukaryota; Metazoa; Chordata; Chondrichthyes; Orectolobiformes; Hemiscylliidae
Source: RefSeq, a predicted model, not a curated record
UCUGGUAUACACUGCCUGGAAGGGUAGCUGAAGCUUGAAACCACAUAACUUUUAAAACGUGCUUGGACAAGCAUGUAAAGUCAUAAGGUUCAAGGCUCUGGGGCUAGCGCUGGAACGUGAAACUAAUGUGGGUAAUUGUGUAUUUUUGGCGAUAUGCUCUCAGUGGGCUGAACAGCCUCUUCAGUAUUGUAUAAUUCUAUGUAUGUUCUUCUAUUGCUGUUUUACAAAUGUUAUCAGCAAGGAAGAAAUUGUCUUGUGCUGUGUAUCUGAACGAAAUGUUUCUUUGGAGUGGGAGUAGGCUUUUUAGCUGCUGCUUUGGCUGUUCAUGUAUGGUUACUUAAGGGCUUUCUUGUAAUUAAAAAUGUUAACUUCAGUUAAUUUUGUUUAAAGCAAGGCACCUCUUCAGAUUAUUCAUGGAGCAACAGACCCCUGGCUGUUUGUGUGUAGCUGGCCUCAGGCUCUACAGUGAACAUGACUGACAGACUCUGCUGCAGUCACAUUUUAAUGUCACCCUGACAACAGAGCACACACACGGAAAGACGUGAUGCCUGACAUCUACUCAACAAGACAUCUGCAUUUGCACAGAAAUUAAUUAAGGUUCACACAAAGAAGCAGAAGAUGCUGAAAACAGUGCAGGCUGCAUCUGUAGAGAGAGAAAAAAAAAGAGAUCAUGAACUAUGGAAGAUGUUAAAGAUGAGCAAGAAGAAAAUCGGGAAACAGGGGAGAGGCAAAGAAUGAAAUGGUGAAAUUUGUGAUGGAGUAGUAGGCAGGAAAGAGCAAACAAUACAUCAAUGCAAGGCAACAGGAGGUCCCAAUCAGAUGCACAGAAACCAAAAAGCUAUAGGCAAUCAACAUGGAGGAUAUUCGUAGGUCAAAACUUAAUCUUCUUCAAUGGUUGACCAAUGAUCCAGAUUUUAUUCUACAAGUAGUACAAGAAGAUGGUCUCAUUACUCAGCGAGAGUAUCAAAAACUGAAGGCAGAGAAUGAUCCUGAAAAAAGAAUCAUAAAUCUUCUUGAUAUUGUAAUUGGAAAAGGCAGUUUAUCCUGUGAGAACUUCAUCUGUAUCCUGCAGAAAGAUAAAGUUAAAGAGACUUAUCCAAAGCUGACAGAAUGGCUUUCACAUAGAGAACAAGCUGUUAAACCCAGUGGACAACAUAUUAUCAACGCUGAUGUUCAUGCUGCUGGAGGUUCCUUCGUUGUGUGUCCCAUAAUCCAAACUAAUCAAACUUUGAGUACCCCAAAUGUCAGCAUACCUUUGAAUAUCAAUUCAUCCAAGAAUGACAGGAGUCUGCCAAACAGUCUGACUUUAGGUUCCACAAAGGAAAUAAGUGUCAAAGAGUUGGAGGAUAAAGUAACAGACAAGAAAUCAUUUCUGUUCUCGAAUUGGGGAAGUCUUGUUCAGAAAGUAAAACACGUCGACGAACUUGCUGAUCAAAUGAUGGGAUAUGGUCUUACUAAUGAAAUGUACUCUGAAAUCUUGGGCUGCAAAACAUCUCAGGAGAAGAUGAGGAAACUUCUACAAUACUCAACAACAACUGAUGUGGUUUCAGGGCACCUGUUUUCAGCAUUGUGUGCAUUGCAUAAUUAUGUCAUACAAGAGCUAAUUCAAUAAGACUAACAUAUACCAUCUGAGAUUAUUCCUUAUUUUGUGUAGCUAAAACAUGGCUUGGUUUUAACUGUGUUUGGAAAGAAUGCCUUCAUAUUUCAGGCCUAUAAUAUUUAGGUAAGUAUUAAAGCAUAAUGCCGGGUCUCCAUCUACAUUAUGUUCUAUCCUCUAAUUGCGUGUGGUGCUGGACUUUGCUUCCUCAUGUGUACACAUAGCACUUUGUACUUGGAUCUGACCAGACCCCUUGCAAGGUAUUGGAAGGAGGUAGCCUCAAUCUUAACUUUUAUAUUUAUUUAAAGGCAAAUGUAAGGUGCGGUGUUCCGGAUAUAAUUCCAUUAGUCCACCACUAGGCUUUUAUCAUAACAUGCCUUAUUUUUACAAAACAGCUAAAAUACAAGAAAAAAUAAUUAGAAUAACUUUAUUGAAAUACUUAACAAGGUAAUGUACUUUUCACCACUAAUCAUCAACUGUUUCAAUGUAGACAGCAUUCCACAAACAUAGCCUUUGCUAAAAAAUGCUAUUCAGCAAAACAGUUAUGGAUCUCACGUGCUGUCUCUCUCCAGUCCAGAGGAAAGAUUUUUAAGAGGAAGCCUCACUUUCUAAGACUUCAUUCUAGUCACCGGAAGCGCAAGCUUUUACCUCAACAGCUCGCAGAAACCUUCUCACUAACUGAAAGCAAAACUAAAAGUCCUUCCUGGCUCUGUUUAACCCUGACCAUGCCCACUCAUGAUUCUUUUGUCCCUUUCUAAAGAAAAAGAUAACUCCAAGCUGUUUGCCAACUGCCUUUCUGAAGGAGACUGUACAACAUCACUGUGGCAAAACUCUUCUGCAAGAGAAACAGCACAGAAUACAUCUCUCUUAAAUUGCACAGUUUCAUCACAAUUUCCAUUCUAAUAGUGAGAGAGAGGUGGGAGUUGUAAAACAGCAUCAUGUGAACUGUUGCCAGGUUUCCUCUGGCUAUCCCCAUGUGAGACGUGGACUGUGAAAAUUGACAUAUACACUUUGGUCAUGGUCAGUAAAGGCACCUCAGAGACUACUUCUGGUUAUGCCUAUGCUUAAAAAAUAGCCUGUUACACAUGGGAUUGAAGGAAAGUGCACAGUGGUCUAUUAGUUGACCAUGCAGGAAUAAGGGAAUGCAUGGAAAGGAAUUGCUGUUGCUUUGUAUAUGAAAUAAAAAUCUGCUGAUCUUACUUGUCCAUGUGAAUUCAUUUGUUUGAC